Molecule: messenger RNA, 23830 nt
Organism: Podarcis lilfordi (Lilford's wall lizard)
Lineage: Eukaryota; Metazoa; Chordata; Lepidosauria; Squamata; Lacertidae
Source: the annotation of a GenBank genome assembly
AUGGGGCACUCAGAUGACAAAGGAAAGUACCAAAGAGUGAAGAAGCACAAGGGCUGGAAGCAAAAGCCCCCCAACACCAGUGAGUCUCCCCCUUUGAGCCCUUGCCCUACACUCAAGCCUUGGAUGAGAGGUGGGGUAUCCAUACCCAAGGGUCAAAACCUUGUCCUCUAAGCCUCCCUGCCCGGCCCUUAGUGACUCUCCCUGGACACGCUCCCUCUCCCCCAGGCACAUAGCUGUCAACUGUCCCUUAUUUGGCGGGAAACUCCCUUAUCACAGCGCCGUGUCCCGCUGCUGUCCCUUAUUGAUGAUGUCCCUUAAAUUUCCCGGGUUUCAUGCUCACCCAGCUCGGGAGGGAAGCAGCAGCUCGGGGUCCUCUGCCGUGAGUGAGAGAGCGCGCUGGCGCCGUCAUCCUGGCGCGAGGAGUUCCAUCGGCCCUUCCCCACCCGAGAGGGGGGGGGAGGGAGAGAGACUCUCGCCCACGCCACCCGCGAGCCCGGAGGCGGCAGCGGUGGUGGCAGCUGAGGAGGCGGCCUGAGGGAGGAGGAAGAGGAGGGGAUGGGGAGGGACGCAGAAGGGUGGCGCUUCAAUGGGCGCCACGGCGCCGCAACCGCCUCAUGCCAGAUUGACAGCAUCUGUCAGUCCUACCAUAGCAAAACCCCUUAUUUUGGCUGCUGAUCCCUUACUUUCGAGGCUGCUGGUCCCUUAUUUUCAAAUCUGUAAGUUGACAGCUAUGCCCAGGCAACGCCCUUCACUGGGUCUGACAGUGGAGGAAGAACAUAGGAACCAGGGCUAGUAGCCAUUGGCAGACUUCUCCAUUAAUUUGUCCAAUCCUCUUUUAAACUUGUCUAAAUUGGUGGCCAUCCCGGCCUGCAGAAGUGAGUUCCGUAGUUUUAACUCUGCGCUGUGUGAAGAAGUCUUUUCUGUUAUCUGUCCCAAGUCUUCCAACAUUCAGUUUCGUUGUAUGUCCAUGAAUUCCAGUGUUCUAUCCACUCUCUCCACGCCAAGCGUAGCUUUAUAAACUUCUCUUGCAGCUCUGAAACGCGCUCUCAGCUUCCUCCUGCCUCGCUUCUGCAUCACGUUCCUUUGGAGCCAGCCGGACGAAUUUUGGGCUGCCAAGUUUUUCCUGGGGGCUGGAAUCGGGAGCUUGUAUGCUCUGGGUGAGUCCACUUUGAUCCAGUAAGGGCUGGAAACGUGAUUGCAGACGGAGGUAGAAAUAUAUAUAUGCAUUUUGAAUUGGUCUCGGCCAACGUCAGGUCCCAAACUAUCAGGAUCCCAUGAAACUGGAGGAGCUCACGGCAUUUUGGAAGCAGAUGGGCAGUCCAUAAGAGGCAAAUGUUGCAUUCUAGAGAAGCAAAGAAGGGCAGUAACUCAGAGCACCUGCUUUGCUUGCAGAAGGUCCCAUGUUCAAUCUCUGACAUCAUCUGAGACCUCUGGGUAUAGGGCAGUACAGUAUAUAUAUUCAGUAAGUAAUAAUAAUCUCCAGACAGGGCUGAGGGAGACUCCCUGUUUGAAACCCUGGAGAGCUGCUGCCACACAAGGUAGACAGUAUUUAGCUACAUGGACCUAACUCAGUAUAUGGUAGCUUCGUUUGUUCCCAUUUAAGUCACCCCUUUAUCCAGAACCAUGAGGACUGGUAUCUUUAUAAUCAAGGCCAAGGGUAGGCAACCCGUGGGCCGGAUGCGGCCCAAUCACCUUCUCAAUCUGGCCCGUGGGCGGUGCGGGAAUCAGCAUGUUUUUACAUGAAUAGAAUGUGUCCUUUUAUUUAAAAUGCAUCUCUGGGUUAUUUGUGGGGCCUGCCUGGUGUUUUUACAUGAGUGGAAUGUGUGCUUUUCUUUAAAAUGCAUCUCUGGGUGGGGCAUAGGAAUUUGUUCAUUAUUUAUUUCCUUCCAAAAUAUAGUCCGGCCCACCACAUGGUCUGAGGGACGGUGGACCGGCCCACGGCUGAAAAAGGUUGCUGACCUCUGAUCAAGGCCGUAGUUCAGAGGUAGAGCGCCUGUCUAAAACCCUGCUUGGCACAGACAGGACUGAUCUAGAUAGAACAGUUGGUCUGACUUGGUAUAGGGCAGUUCCUGUGCUCCUUUUGAAAAUCACCUCCUUUAUUCAAAAAUCCAUGAGGAUUGGACUCUUAACUUGAUUUUUAGACACACAGUACCACAGUAGCAGAGCAUGAAGUGUCGACAGUCCUAAGGUAGAUGGACCAGUGCUCUGACCUGGUAUGAGGAAGAUGCCUGCCUCCUAUCAGACAAGCAUAUUCUGAGUUUAUAGGGCCUGGGGGGCUGGGAUAGACCCUUGCAGAUUGUCAGCUGUGGGGAUACUCAGCUCAACAACUUUGGGCAAAACUGGAUUUUCACUUUUUGAAAUAUGGCAACUGCCAUGGCUGUUGGAAGCCGUCUCAUAAUGCUUUAAAUGCAUGGUGUGAAUGUGGCCAAUGGUGGAGGAUGGUAGGACCAAAAUAAAGAUGGUUUCCAAGGGUAGAGGGGUCAGAAAAGAUGAUGCACCGUUCGUUCAAGGGACAGAAGCAAGAGUAAGGCUGCAAUAUAUUUUCCCAGACACAUAUGGGAAUUGGGCUGUCAAAACGGCGUCCGGGCAGAUUUUUGCUGAAUCGGCAAAAUGUCUGGGGAAACCCGGCUGUAUGUCAAGUAGGGCGAUGUUUUUUAUUAUUAUUACAGUGGUACCUCGGGUUAAGAACUUAAUUCGUUCUGGAGGUCUGUUCUUAACCUGAAACUGUUCUUAACCUGAGGUACCACUUUAGCUAAUGGGGCCUCCCACUGCUGCUGCCCUAUUUCUGUUCUCAACCUGAAACAAAGUUCUUAACCUGAGGUACUAUUUCUAGGUUAGCAGAGUCUGUAACCUGAAGCGUCUGUAACCCAAGGCACCACUGUAUUACAAAAAUGCUUUUUAAAAAAUCAUAAAAUCAGGAUUUUCACUUUGCGGAACCCUAAGCAAGAGAAGCUCGAGGUGUCACACCCAGGCCCCUCUCUUGAUUUCCAGGCCUUUCCAGAAUGCUGAUUCUCCCCAUGACCAUCUCCGAAGAGCACAAGAUCGACCUGAUGUGUGGCAUGGCUGGUGAGGAGGGACGGCAGAGGCUCUGGGGAGAAAGAGGAGGUGCCAUGGCGGCGGAAGGAUUCGUAAAGGGUUUGGGCAACGAAGGGCCCGCCAUCUUGGGAGACCUGUUAGCAGCGGGGCCCGGUUCCCAUUAGCUUUCUGCAAAUACCUCUGUAACCCAAAACCUACGUGCAAACAACCAAAACCAUGGCAUGGUCUUACACUGGAAGAGGCUCAUCUAGUGCCAGGAACUUGUGGGAGCCAGUGGGCAUAUUUGGAGUAAUCGCUGUGGGGGCCGUGGCAUGGCACAAAAGGGCCGCCACAGACGGGGUGUGUGGCAUAUACCCUGGUUACCCAGGCCUGAGGUGCAUGUUUGCAAGGCCUACGCUGUCCCUGCGGUUGUAAUCUUUUUCAGCUGUUUUUGGUUUUGAAUUUUGAGUUGUUGUACCCCUGCCCGUGAGACCUGCUGGUAAAGGGCAGGUAAUAAAUUCAAUGAUACUAACGCACAAUGCUUCCCACGGGGAUGGGGCAUGACACAAAAUGGCUGCCACAGGGUGCGUGGCAUGGGCCUAGCCAGGGUUUUUGUUGGGGGGGCAGCCAAAGUUAUUGAGCUUUUUUAAGGAGAUCCCCCCCCCCCCAGUUAUUGAGACUUUUUGGGGGAAAUCAUGGGUAAAUAUAUACCCCCAAAAGAGGAUAUUACGUGGAACAGGCUUUGGUUGGGGGGGGACAGGCUUCUCCAGGGGGCAUAACCUCAGUUGACUGAGUACUUUCAAUGGUUUUCAAAUAAAUGUGAGUAUCUGGGGUGUGUGUAUAUGUUUUCAGGGCCCACUGUUCCCGUUAUUGUAAUCUGCUUUUACUGUUCCUAACUUUUAUUUUUUUUAAUUGCUGUACCUCCCCUGGGAUCUGCUGGUGAAGGGCAGGUGAUAAAUUUAAGAUAAAUAAAUGAACAUGCCAUGGGGGGUGUUGAAAUUCCAAAAGUGGUUUAAAUAACCCAUCUUUCUUCAGAAGUGCAAUGUGUAUGCAAUUAAAUCAAGCUAGUUCCUCCCCAGCGCUGAUAAGAGCAUGGGGCAGCCCCACAGCAUAAAAACUGACCGUCUCCCCCUUCUCCCUCCCCUAGGUGUGGCUGCCCUGGGCUGGGGCACAUCCCCACACUUCCGCUGUGCCAGCCUCUUGGUGGUACCCAAAUUCCUGGGGAAAGAAGGACGGAUUUACAUCCUCACCUAUGUCUUGGCAAGGGUCUUUGAUGGUACAAUAAAUACUCAUAUCUAUGACUGCUUGAGAGAAAUGUGUAAAAUUAAGCUUGCUAUAUGGAGAAAUUGAAUGGAAAAUUAUUUUUCUUCUCUCGUAAUACUAUAAAACUCAGGGAUAUAGAAUGGUACACAGUGUGUACAAUACAGUGGUACCUCGGUUUACAAACUUAAUCCGUUCCGGAAGUCCGUUCUUAAACCGCGGCACUCUUUCCCUAAUGAAGCCUCCCUCCGCCGGUGCCCUUCCACUGUUCAGAUUCUGUUCUUAGACCAAGGUAAAGUUUCAAACCGGGACGCUAAUUCCGGUUUAGCGGAGUUUGUAAACCGAAUCGUUUGUAAACAGGACUCUUCUUAAACUGAGAUGCCACUGCCUAGGUUAGGUCAAUGGCAGUGUCUCCGUAUGUUCCUUAGAGUCUUACUGCCCUUCCCACCUCAUUUUUCCUGUUCCCACCAUGGAACUCUCAUCUUCCUGCCCUGGUCUGUCAUUGGAUCCUUCGUCAGCAAAUUUUUAACGGGGUGUUUCUAUUAGCACAGGUUUAGGAAACCUCAGGCACCAGGGGCCUAAUGUGGCCCUCCAGUCCUCUCUAUCUGGGCUGUCAGAAAAAAUAGUGAGACAAUAGUCAUGCUCACGUCAUACAUUUAAAGCACUCUUACACCACUUUUAAGAAUCAUGGCUUCUCCCAAAGUAUCCUGGGAACCAUAGUUUCUUAAGGGUCUGAGAGCUGACCUCUCAUGGAGCUACAGUUCCCAGUACCCUUCACAAGCUACAGUUCCCACAAUUCUUUGAGGGGAAGCAGCCAUGGCUGUGAAAGAAGAGCGCUUUAAAUGCAUGCUGUGCUCUUACUGGAUUUUGAGGGCCUAGUUUUGUACAGGAUAAGAGAAAGGGAAAGGAGUAAUGUAACACUAUAUAAAUUUAUGAAGGUUUUUGCAGUAGCUGGGCUGUAGUGUUUAGUUGCUACUGAUUGUUGUUUUCCGUGCAUUUUGUACUGAAUAUAUUUUGAUACGCCUCUAUCCAGCAUGAUAAUGUGUGCGCGCUUGCGUGUAUAUAAUACAACUUAUAAUAAGGUUGUAAGGAUGUCGUCAUGCUGCAGUUUGUGUGGCUGCUGAUAGUAUGCAAAAAAAGAGAGUGUAUGGGGUGAAUGUAACCAAUAAAGAUUAUUAACAGGGGCAAGUUUGACCAUCCCUAGUUUUUCUUUCUGGCUGAACCAGAGGGCUACCCACAGAGGCUGUGGUAAGCAGCCUAACUUCUGGUGCCAACUAUGCUUCCAAUGCCAAGAAAGCCACAGCAGAGGCCUCUUCCCCAUUCCUGGAUGGUUUGGCACAAAGGGUCCCACUCCUCUUUCUUGCAUGAUGUUUGUCUCCUUCCUCCUGCCAUACUCCCUCCUCCCCACCAGGUCCGGUGGCAAAUACCCGUCACAACCUGGGCGAAGUGGUGCGUUCCAUCAGCUGCACCGUGGAGAUGCAGAUUGACAAUGCCAAGCGUGCCUGGAAGAUUUCCCUGUCCCCUCUACGCAAGAUUCUCAAGGACAUGGUGGUGAGAAGCAGUAUACUAGGUCACUGGGUGGGGUGGGGGUUGGCAGUACUGCUAGUGCCCCCGAAGGUCCCUGGGCAUUCAGCAUGGGAGCCUCUGGCAGGGAGAAACCCUGGUGUAAUUGAUUAAUAAUAUGUUAUUAUCUAUUAAAUUUGUAUACCGUCCUUCAUCCGAAGAUCUCCGGGCGGUUCACAGUACAGUGGUACCUUGGGUUACAUACGCUUCAGCUUACAUACGCUUCAGGUUACACACUCCGCUAACCUAGAAAUAGUGCUUCAGGUUAAGAACUUUGCUUUAGGUUAAGAACAGAAAUUGUGCUCUGGCGGCGCGGCAGCAGCUGGAGGCCCCAUUAGCUAAAGUGGUGCUUCAGGUUAAGAACAGUUUCAGGUUAAGAACGGACCUCCGGAACGAAUUAAGUACUUAACCUGAGGUACCACUGUAUAAAAAUGCCAGUUAAAAAUGCAAAACUCACCAUAUAAACAAGAAUGGAACAAAGCUAUAGCCCCCGCCUCCGCAAAUACAUUUAAAAGGAAAUAGGUUAGUCAGUCAAAGGCCUGGUUGUAGAGAAAACUUUUCACCUGGCGAAAUAGAAUGAAGGUGCCAGAUGAACCUCGGGAAGAGCAAUUCCACAAAUAGGGAGCCACUGCGGAGAAGGCCCUUUUUGUGUUUCUACCCUCCAGACCUCACGUGGAAUGAGGCACACAAAGAAGGGCCUCAAAGGAUGAUCUCAGGGUCUGGGACAGUUUAUAUGGGGAGAGGUGGUCCUUGAGGUAUUGCGGUCUUGAGGCAUGUAAGCCGUUUAAGGAGUUUAGGCAGAGGCUUAAGAAAGCAGCUCAACACAGAGGGGAUAGUUUUCCAGGAAUGGCUUGGCUUUGCAAGCUGGGGUGCUGCGAGUUCUCUUGGAGCAUCUGCCUGGCCAUUGGGUGUUGCUGGACUCCAAUCAACUGCAGCCAGCAUGGGAUGAUGGGAAGUGUAGUUCAACAAUGUUCUUGUACUCCCAUCAGCCCCAGCCAGCAUGACCAAUGGCCAGGAAUAAUGGGAUAUGUGGUCUGGCAACACCUGGGGGGCCACAGAUCUCCUCUUCCCUAGAUUACAUGGACCACUAGUCCCAUCCAUCAGGUCAUGCGACAUGAGAUUGGUGGAAUGGGAGCCCUGGAAUUUGCCCAUUGUGGUAGCUGUCCCUGCUGCUUGGGGAAAAUAUAUACGAAGCAAUCUUUUCCAUCUGUGGGGCUGCCAUCUCUAGUCUACCCCCUCUGCCCCCAUCCCUCUCCCACCCCUGUUUUCUUCACCAGAGGAGCGGCAAGACCCUGAGGUCCGAAACCAGGGAUGUCUCACGUUCCUUCUCAGAGCUGAACGAGCAGGUGGCCAGCGAGGCAGGCCUUGGGAUUCGCUCAGUGAGGUCGGCGGUGCACAAAGCCAACCCUUCCACACAGGAGAUCUACGAGGCCAAGACUCGGAUGCGCUGCACCCGUAAGCAUAUGGGAAAGGGACACGUGGGGUUGUGAGCACAGAUUAUUCUAAGGGUGGGCAUGUGGAUCAAAUAUCUGGUCAGCAUCCCUUUUGCUUCUGUUCACCAUCAGUUCUGUCCCGUUUCCACCUUUCUCAGAGUUUUAUUUUAUUUUUUUAAUGCAUUUAAACCCACAUUUGACUCUGCAUUCAAACCUGCAUUUAAUAUCACAUUCACACCAUCCAUUUAAAUCCCUCGUAAUCCACUUCAGCAGUCAUAGCUUUCCCCAAAUGUCUCUCUAACCAGCGGUUCUCAACCUGUGGGUCCCCAGAUGUUGUUGGACUACAACUCCCAUCAUCCCUGAGCUCUGGCCUUGCUAGCUAGGGAUGAUGGGAGUUGUAGUCCAACAACAUCUGGAGACCCCCAGGUUGAAAACUGCUGCAAGCCAGAUUGUUCAUUCAUUUCAAUGGGGCUACUGUAAGUAAAACUUAGGUGAUGCCGCCCAGAAAAUGUAAAAACAUAGAGCAUUAAAAAGUUGACAACAUCAAAUAAAAAAUGGCAGUGGACACCAAGGAAGUUAUUCCUGAUUAAUCCUAAUCUUUCUCCUAUAUAUUGGAGAGGGUGUAUUAUAGUUGGUACAUUCACCCAUGAGGGGUGGGAUUGAUUGAUUGAUUGAUUGAUUGAUUGAUUGAUUACAUUGUACCCAAGGAGCUCAAGGUGGCCUACAUAGUUCUCCUCCUAGUCAUUUUACCCUGUGAGGUAGGUUCAGCUGAGAGUGAAAUUACUCAGAUUAUUGAUCGGCAGAUAUGUCCAUCUCUGACUUUUGUUCUACUAAAUAGGACUCUCCUUCCUUGAAGGUUUUUAAGCAGAGGUUUCAUGGACAUCUGUCAUGGGUGCUUUAGCUGAGACUCCUGCAUUGCAAAGAGUUGGAAUAAAUGACCCGCGGGGUCCUUUCCAGCUCUGCAAUUCUAUGUUUCUAUGAUUCUAAGCAUGUUCUUGAACAGAAAUCUAGAUUUUAACCAUCAGGAGCUGUUGAGUCUUUUACUCUCGGUUACUUGUGAACUGGAAGAUGCUGCAGAACAUAAAUAUUGAACAGUGGUAUCGAAAAGUUUGGCAUUGUGUAAAAAUUUAGGGCAACCAGGGGGCAAAGGAUAAAGGCCCCAUCUGAGAAAAUAUGGAAAGCAUUUAUUGACUGCACAGCAGAGCUUUCCAAACUGAGUCGAGACUCGUCAGUGUGUCGGCUGCAGUGUGCGGACGCUCCCCACUCUCUUCCUAGGCCUGGAAAGGGGUUAGUUUAACCUCUGGUUUGCUAGUAAAACUGAAUUACUUGUGUUGCAAAAUGAUGCAUGUCUAAAAAGUGUGUCACCAACAUGAAAAGUUUUGAAAGCUCUGCUGUACAGGAUAGCUCAUUCAGUCGAGCGUGUGACUAUUAAUCUCAGGGUUCAAGCCCCACAUUGGGCAAAAGAUUCCUGCAUUUCAGGGGGUUGGACCAGAUGUCCCUCUGUGUCCCUUCAAACUCUAUGAUCCUACUCUUCAAACUUUUCAGUCCAGUUCCCACUUUUAAACAUUCAUUUGUGGACCCGUUUCUGAACUUUUCACCAAAUAUUUGCACGGCGGCAGUGCUCCUGUCGCAACCCGCCUCGGACCAGGCCGUGACCCAUGAGGGGGUGCCGAUUCACCAUUUUAACACCUCCUAGACUGCAGACCUUUAAAGUCAUCUCUUCGUCUCGGAACCUGUAAAGAAAAAUCUAGCGAGGAAAACCCUGUUACAGAAACUAUAAAGGAGAAAGGAAGCAUUAAGUGUGAAUAGCUGUCUUAAGCCUGUUACAUUAAUGACUUGCCCUUUGCAUCUGUUUCGUUUGAUUUAUUUUCAGUUUGCAUUUUCAAAGAAGUUUAGCAAAUAAAAUAGUAACAACAACAACACUGUCGACGCUUUCCUUUUCCCCCUUCUAGAAAUUAUAGACCAAGCCAUCAAACGCUGCCAGAGCUGGUUUGCAGUUAAGCAUGCAUCUUGCAUGCGGACAAUUUCUGUUCCCUUCAUCAACCACCUACUUUGCAUUCCUAUGAAGUUCAGCUUCCUCUGCCACUUUGCCAAGAGUGAGUUCCAGCCAAGGACAAGAGAAGAGAAGCCGCCGUGAUAAUAAUAAUAAUAAUAAUAAUAAUAAUAAUAAUAAUAAUUUAUUAUUUGUACCCCGCCCAUCUGGCUGGGUUUCCCCAGCCACUCUGGGCGGCUCCCACAAAGACCAAAAACACACUAAUAUAUCAUACGUUAAAAACUUCCCUGAACAGGGCUGCCUUAAGAUGUCUUCUGGAUGUCAGGUAGUUGUUUAUCUCUUUGACAUCUGAUGGGAGGGCGUUCCACGGGGCGGGUGCCGAGAAGGCCCUCUGCCUGGUUCCCUGUAGCUUUGCUUCUCACAAUGAGGGAACCGCCAGAAGGCCUUUGGCGCUGGACCUCAGCGUCCGGGCAGAACGAUGGGGGUGGAGACGCUCCUUCAGGUAUACUGGGCCGAGGCCGUUUAGGGCUUUAAAGGUCAGCACCAACACUUUGAAUUGUGCUCGGAAACAUACUGGGAGCCAAUGGAGGUCUUUCAAGACCGGUGUUAUGUGGUCUCGGCGGCCGCUCCCAGUCACCAGUCUAGCUGCCACGUUCUGGAUUAGAUGUAGUUUCCGGGUCACCUUCAAAGGUAGCCCCACGGAGAGCGCAUUGCAGUAGUCCAAGCGAGAGAUAACUAGAGCAUGCACCACUCUGGCGAGACAGUCCGUGGGCAGGUAGGGUCUCAGCCUGCGUACCAGGUGGAGCUUGAGGCCAUUGCUUGUAGGGACUGCUUGUUGUGUGGCUGACGGGCUGUUCUUAAGCCUCUUGAUCACAGCUCUGCUACCUAGGCUGAACUACAGUUCCCAGGGAUCUUUGGUGGACAGGGGAAGGCAUGCAGGACCUCCCUAAACCAAGGUUUGGCUUAGCACACCGUGUGAACCAGACCGGCGUGUUGGACUCAAAUCCUGAUCGAAACCACAUGCUUUCCUGUAGAGGGUCCCUGUGGCUGGGCAUCCCAUCCUGUGAGUCCCCACCUGCCACCAGCUGUGGUACAUCCCCCCCCCCACCUGCCUGUCUGAAGUGGUACAUCCCUGCCACAUCCUUGCUGAGCGCCUAACUCUUGUUCUGAAAUGCAGCUUCACUCUCCAGCUGCUUUCUUCCACCUCUUCCUCCUCCUCUUCCUCUGCAGUUAUGCACACUUGGUGCCGCGACAAGAUUCCUGUGGAAGGGAACUUUGGCCAAACCUACGACCGGGUUAACGAUUCCGUGGACAGUUUAAACCAGGACUUCACAGCCAGUUUAGCGGUCAAGGUGCGUAUGGCAGGGGCGGUAGGGGUCUAUUUAUUUAUUUAAAGCACUUCUGCCCUGUUGUUCAGCUGAAAAGACCCCUAGCAAGGCUUACAGAUAAAUAAAAACAAGCCAUUAAAAAAAUAAACAAAUCCCAGACAUUUAAUAAUAAUAAUAAUAAUAAUACGCCACCCAUCUGGCUAGGUUGCCCCAGCCACUCUGGCAAGCUCCUAACAAAAUAUCAGACAGACAAUAAAAUGACAAAUGUUAAAGAUUUCCCUAUACAGGGCUGCCUUCAGCUGUCUUCUGAAUGUCAUAUAAUACGUUAUAUCCUUGACAUCUGACAGGAGGGCGUUCUACAGGGAGGGCGCCAAUACCGAGAAAGCCCUCUGCUGGUUCUCUGUAACCUCACUUCUCGCGGGGAGGGAACAGCCAGAAGGCCCUCAGAACUGGACUUCAGUGUCUGGGCUGAGCAAUGGGGGCGGAGACGCUCCUUCGGGUAUACUGGGCUGGGGCCGUUUAGGGCUUUAAAGGUCAGCACCAGCACUUUGAAUUGUGCUCAGAAAUGUACCGGCAACCGAGACUUCCGGGGUGGCGCCAUCGGCAAUGGCGGACUCCCUCUGAACUGGAGGGACCAGCUCCGCGCGAAACGGGUCUUUUCCGCUACGGCGAAGCGGGGACCCUUUUAGAAAUCACAGGCGGAUGAAGCCUUUGACCAUGGGACUCGGCGGGCACCAUUAGCGCCCCCCCAACCCGCAAAGGAACCCAUUAACGGGCUCCGAAGCGAAGAGGGGGAAGUGGCGUGGUGCUGUGAGUCAACUGCUUUUUCCGUGGAGCGAAGCUGCAUAGCCGUUGCCGGAGAGCGCUGCCUUUUUCCUGGGACAAUUUGGCAUCUAAAAUAAUCACCCGUGAGUACUUAAACUUUGAACAAUUGGACUUUAAAUAAGGACUGGCGAGCAGAAAGGAAUUGGACUUAAAAAUUUACUUCAAUUUGGUACUGAAACGGGAAGGUCUAAACAGGAAGUCAGCCUUCCGUUUCUUUGUAGACAGAAUAAAGCAAAGACAAAGUAAACUAGAGCUUAGAAAAUCACUUCUAAAGGAUUGGCUUUCAUCAUUUAAAAUUGUUGAACCCCCCUUCGGUAGCAGGAGAAGAAGGGGGAUCUUUUUUGGACUGUUUAAACCUGCAGAAGUGAGUUUAAAGUAAAGUAACUUUCCACCGUCCUGAUCCUGGAGCGGGGUGUCAGGACUGACAUUUGAAGCUCAUUGACCAGAGACAAAUGCUUUUGACAGAUAGCUAAAAGAAGAGUAACAUAGUGAUUCCACUGUUUCCUUUCGCAUUUUAAAGGAACAAAUAUUGACAAAAUAUCUCAAAAAAGAAACUUUGUUGCGAGAUUUGUCCUUAAAAGAAAGAACAAACAGAAGUUUUCCCCCUAGAGGGAGAUUGUGAGACUGUAACUAAUUCCAGGGAGCUUGCAGCUGUCACAGAUUACAAUCGUGGGAAAGGACUUGUGACCUUGCAGGACAAUGUAUUCAGAAGCUCUGUUGUGUGCUCUCUGUAAAACAAAUGCCCUACUGGAUCAGUUAAAUGAGAAGACGGAUUUGUUGACUAAUGCGGUCAGAACUUUUGAACAGGCAGUGGGAAACUAUAUGGAGCCCACCCAGGAACUAAAUCAGGAGUGUGCCCUGACAGAACAGAUGAGAGAAGAGGACGUUGCUGAAUCUUGGGCGCCAGAGAUGGAGGGAGCUGCGGCCCUGCAGGAACAUGAGCUUUUGGAUUUGACAAAUGAACUUGGAAAAAACCAGAUUUGGAAAGAUAAAGUUUGGAUUGGUUUGGAAAUGGGGGGUUGGAUUGACCCCCCUAUGCAGGGAUGUUUGGACUUUCCGAGUCUGGCAAUGGGCCAUGAGAUGUUUGGAGCUGUGGGGGCUCUCAAUUUUGGAGGGAUUCUGAAACAUGUUUUUAAAUACCACAUGGAGUUUAGUCCGGACUAUGGAAAAGGGGCUGAUUUGUUGAAAGGGUCAAAAACAUUACCAAGCUGGAGUUCCCACGAGUAAAAGGAAAAUAUGAAGAAGAGCCGCGGAAGGGACAUGGAAGAGACUUAAGGGCCUCGGAUAUAAGGUUACCAGGUUAAUGCGCUAGAUCAAUGGGAUAAAAAGGACUGACAAAACCCGGGACCAGGAGGAAGGGACGCUGGAUGAAGAUUGGAUUGUUUAUAUUUCUUUUUUUAUCAUUAGGAUUGUUUUAUAAAAUUGAUGAAUGUUAGAAAAAUGCUGAAAUGAAAUUACUUGGCUCUAGCAAAAAUGUUUAAAGAAUUAGGUAAGAAUAUUAUGGUUAUGAGAAGUUGGUAAAAAGAAGAUUUAAGUUUUAAGUUUUAAGGUUUUCUAUAAGAUAAGAUGAAAAUAGAUUAAGGUAAUGCAAUGACAGAAUAUUAUGAAUUAUGGAAAGGAUUUGCUGCGAUAAUUAUUAAUUAGGAUACAAAAAAAGGGAGGAGGAGGAGGUCAAAGAAAGAAGGUAAUGAAAGUUGAGAAUUUGAGAAUGAUGGGUUUAUUUUUUCUUUUUCUUUUUCUGGUUUUUUUUUUGUAAUUCUAAAACAUUUUCAAUAAAUAUCAUUUAAAAACAACAACACAGAAAUGUACCGGCAACCAAUGUAGAUCUUUUGGGACCAGCGUUUAGGACAUUCCUUUCCUUUCUUCUCCCCCACCCUCCCUCCAUCCAGGAAGAACACCAGACCAUGCUGGUCGGUGCCAACCUCUCCCACAGACACCUGGUGGAUGAAGUCAACGAAGAGGUGGCCAAGCAGGGCGAGCGCCUGAGCACCUCCAUGUCUGUGCUUCGGGUCCUCCUCUCCUGCAUGUUCAUCAUCGUCUUUGCCUCGUGAGUUGGGCUGGGGGCGCAGGCGGCACCUGGGUGGGGGCAGGAAACCUAUUUGGAUUGUGCCUGAGGCAAGCCUGAGGCCCUAGAUUUGAGCACCCUUCGGCACGUUGGCAACCUUCAUGGAUUUUGUUGGACUACAUUCCCAGCAUGUCUGACCAUCGGCCAUGCUGGCUGGAGCUGAUGGGGGCCGGAGUCCCUGUAAACACCUUGAGGGCCACAGGGCCUUCACCCCUGUUGUAGAAGCAGGAGCCAAUAAUAACAGAAACUAUGCCUCUGGCCUUCCUACUGACCUUCCUAAGUCUCUGGGUGAGCGUUCAACAUCUGGCUUUUCAUUGACUGCAGCAUGAAAAUGUAUUCUGUCAUUAUUCCGUGUGUGAAAAUAAGAUACAGUGGUGCCUCGCAAGACGAAAUUAAUCCGUUCCACGAGUCUCUUCGUCUAGCGGUUUUUUCGUCUUGCGAAGCAACCCUAUUAGCGGCUUAGCGGAUUAGCGCUAUUAGCGGUUUAGCGGCUAUUAAAGGCUUAGCGGCUUAGCGGCUAAAAGGCUCUUAGCGGCUUAGAAAAAGGGGGGGGAAAGCGAAAAAAAUCUCAAGACUCGCAAGACAUUUUCGUCUUGCGAAGCAAGCCCAUAGGGAAAUUCGUCCUAAGCCAAGGAAGGGGAAUCUGUGUCCUUCUGGGUGUUGCUGGUCUGUACAAUGGUACCUCGGGUUACAUACGCUUCAGGUUACAGACUCCGCUAACCCAGAAAUAGUACCUCGGGUUAAGAACUUUGCUUCAGGAUGAAAACAGAAAUUGCACAGCAGCAGGAGUCCCCAUUAGCUAAAGUGGUGCUUCAGGUUAAGAACAGUUUCAGGUUAAGAACGGACCUCCAGAACAAAUUAAGUUCUAACCCAAGGUACCACUGUAGCUCUCAUCAUCCCUGAGGGGAGUUCUAGUACCAACAAACAACUGGGGGGCUGCAGGGGCCCCAUCCCUGCUUCACACCUCUGCAAGAGCAUUUAACGUGAUCCCUGAUUGGUUGGGAUGUGUGCCCAAGACAGGGGUGGAGAACCUGUGGCCCUCCAGAAGCUGCUCAAUUAGAAUUGUCCUCCCCUGCCCUUUGGCCACACUGGCAGGGAGGACUGGUGGAAGUUGGAGUCCCAACAGCAUCCAGAAUGCGUCAAGUUCCCCUCUUGUGCAAGAGGAAUGAUUGUGGUGUUCCACAUUGGCUGUGGGACCAUAAUAAGCAGGUGUGCAAGGGGGAUGGAUUUUGAAUUUCUACCGAUGGUGGGUUGGACACCAAAGCUGACAACCAGCAGCAUCCCUGACCCAGAGCUUUGCAGCCUUCGGCAGCUGUGAUCUGAAUGUUGAGGACUAGCUGCAUGCUGUGUCAUUGGUUGUUGUUGUUUUUAACAAAAAGGCUGCAUCCCAGGCCUUGGCAGGAGCUUUUGCAGUGGGCUGUGAUGGGUUGGGAGUGGAGCUCGGUGGGUUAGGCAGACAAGCUUGGAGUGUCUCCCCACCUCUCGCCACAUUCUUUCCCGGCCCCAUCUCCAUCCUCCUUUCCCUCAGGGCGUUCUCCUACACAAACAGCUACACGCAGGACAUUCGCUUCGACAAUCUUUACAUAUCCCGCUACUUCCGGCAGAUAGACGCCCGACGUCGGAAGCAGGUAGGAGCGGCCAGAGUUUGCCGCUUGGCUAGAUGGCCGGGUGGUGGCGGUCAGCAGUCACAGCCAGAGGGGGUUGUGGUUGCAGGCGGCAGAGGUCAAAGGGCAUUCGGGGGAAGGAAGCAGAGCCCCUGUGGGGUUCUCAGACCCGUGAAGGAUACGUCCCUCAGCAGCCUUUUAGUCACAAGAGCUGAAGUGGAACCUCCACAUCCAGAGGCAGUUUACCUCUAGAUGUAAUGUGCUGGGUGAUGGCAACAGACAACAGGGUGAUGACAACUCUUCCCCACUCCUACUGCCUCCUCUCACCCUGCGAACCUUGCAGAAGAAGCGGACACUUCUGCCCUUGCGGCGUGCCGAGCAAAGCAGUCUCAUCGACCCCCUCCGCCUCGCUUUCCAGCCGCCCGAGACCAAAAAUAUGGUAAGUGGAUGGGCUUUGGGGCAGAGACCUACGGAGAUGGGGGUGGUGGGAGUUAGAGGGAGGCAUUGAGGCAGGAUACCAAAGGAUUGGGAUCCUGCUAUGCUUUAAUAAUUGUGAGCUGUGUAUCCAGUGCCAGCCUUACUCAGAGUAGGUGCAUGGAAGUCAAUGACAUGACUCACUUAGGUCCAUUAAUGUCAGUGGGUCUAUUCUUUGUAGGGAUCGCAGGAUCUGUCCAUUUCAAUUCUCUUAGACCGCAUUCGCAGCAUACCUUUGAAGCACUACGAUACCACUUUGAACAGUCAUGGCUUCUCCCCCACAGCUACAGUUCUCAUUCUGGGGUUGGCCCUGUGAGUUUUCUUACCCCCGCACCCCCACUGCUGUUUUCAUGCCAACUUCAGAUUUAUUAAUAAGGCAACCAAAUGAUGGUUGUAGCCAAGCAGAAUCAUACUAACAUAAAAAUAUUCAUAGGAAUUAUACAGAACAAAAACAAAAACGUGACCUAUACGAUAUAUCAUUAUGCGUUUUUGGGUACCAGACUCCCCUACAUUCCUGGAUCCAGUAGAUGUUAGAAUUUAACCAUCUCCUGAACCCCUGGAUCUAGCAAGGGUUAAAAUAUAAACCCGGCCAGUCUCCUGAUGAGGUAAUCGCCUGGGAGAUGAGCCAUUAAGAAAACAAAAGGAAAGUAAUGGGCCAUUAAGAAAGCAAUUAAGAUGGCUCUGUGCCAGACGCAGGUGAGUGGGGCCCCUCCUUCAGUUCAGAGCUUGUUAGAAGAAUGAAAACCAGGGUAUGGAGUUUUAGCAUAGGCUGGAAUGCGAUUGGGAGAAAAAAGGUUUCAGUUUGGUAAAGGCGGCAAGCUAGAGCCGUGUCUGAUUUCUGUUGAAAUCCAGGGCUGCAGCUAUGGGGGAAACAAGACCCUCUUGGGACCAGGUUGUAUAUACGUGUAAAUAAACCAUAUAUCAUAGAGAUGCCACAGUCUGCACUGCGCCUCCUUUCCAAAGGAAAACACAGGUGAUGGCGUAUGUUGUGCCUGAAACCUCCCCUUGCACUGCCCAGAGAUGUACAAUAUAAAGCAGGCAUAAAAAUCCAGAAUCUUAAAUCUUGAGGGAGACCACAUGACCUUGUCCAAGUUCAGCAGCUUUCCCUGUCAGUUCUAUAUGUCCAGUGGUGCCCUCUUUCUUUGGAGAGGCAGCGGUGGAAUAGUGGUUAGAGUGCCGGGUUCAAAUCUCCCACUCCACCAUGAAUCUCACUGGGUGUGACCUUCAGCCAGUCACUGCGUCUCAGCCCAACCUAUCUCACGGGGUUGUUUUGCGGAUAAAAUGGGGAGGAAGACAAAUGGGGAGGAAGGAAAAAACAUUCCUUUUUAAUCAGGCCUUUGGUUGAUCUUCUUGACACCCAACACUCUUUUAGAAUAUGGCUUUUGGGAGGGGGGUUAAUUAGGUUACUGCUUUUGGUUUGAUUUUAUAUGUUGUGGUGUUGUUGUGAACCACGCUGAGACCUCUGGGUAUAGGGCAGUGUAUAAGUUGAAUAAAUAAUAAUAAUAAUAUUAAAUGUGCACCUCACCUUGAGCUCCUGGAGUGGUGGGGAAAGGUGGAAUAUAAAUGUAAACAAGUACCGUAUUUUUUGCUCUAUAAGACUCACUUUUUCCCUCCUAAAAAGUGAGAGGAAAUGUGUGUGCGUCUUAUGGAGCGAGUGCAGGCUGAGCAGCUAUCCCAGAAGCCAGAACAGCAAGAGGGAUUGUUGCUUUCACUGCACAGCGAUCCCUCUUGUUGUUCUGGCUUCUGAGAUUCAGAAUAUUUUUUUUCUUGUUUUCCUCCUCCAAAAACUAGGUGCGUCUUAGGGUCUGGUGCGUCUUAUAGAGCGAAAAAUACGGUAAAUAGAUUUAGCUGUUAUUAAUUGUUGCCAAAGCCGGACAACAAGUUAUUUAACCUGACUCCUGUUGCUGGGGGUAGCCUCCUCCUCUCGUGAUUUCUCUGAACGUUUUUCGCGUAGGUGUUUUAUGCCGUUUACUGUAAGACACGGGCGAUGUCCUCUAUCCGGGGGCUGAUCAGCCCCAUAUGUGUCACUGACCCACACUUAUUCCUCCCGCGCACACACCCUGCUUCUUUCCAGAUGUCAGAAUUACUGGGCUGUUUGCCAGCAUCGCUCUUCGUGAUAAUUGCCUGCGUCCUUGACUUCCUGCUGUAUAACAUAUUCAGCACCAUCAAACACCACUCCUUUGUGGAGUAUUCUUUCCGCAGUAAGUUAUAUGACCCCGGAAGGGAGGUUCCCCCUUUCCCCUCCUCUCCAGCCCUGCCUUAAACAUCAGCUGGAUAUUUAGAAAACAUCAAACGGGCAAAUAUUUAUUAAUUUCCUUUAUUUUAGUACAAGGGUGGGAGAACCGUUCUUCUGCUACAAGGCAAACCUGCGGUGACCCGAGAAUGGGAAUUCUCUGCUGCUGGCCGCCUCUAUGCUGAACCAUAAAAUGAAAUGGCAUUGGUUACGUUUCAUUCCGCCUCUUAUCUCAGUUAUCUGAAAUAAAAUAGCAAAUUCCACAACGUAUGCUGUUUUUAUGCGUAUGCAAGAAUGAAAGAAAUGAAUCAAAUGCUUAUAACAGAUUGUAUCAUAAGUUCAUUGCAACACACAACAGGAUCUGAUUUCCUUGCCUUACUUUGAUCUGUGUUGGUGGGACACGCCCUACUUUUAUGCUUUUUUGGGGGGUCUUGCUCAGCUGGUGCCCUGAGCACGUAAGGUAAAGGGACCCCUGACCAUUAGGUCCAGUCGUGGCUGACUCUGGUGUUGCGGCGCUCAUCUCGCUUUACUGGCUGAAGGAGCUGGCGUACAGCUUACAGGUCAUGUGGCCAGAAUGACUAAGCCGCUUCUGGCGAACCAGAGCAGUGCACGGAAACAGCAUUUACCUUCCCGCCGGAGCGGUACCUAUUUAUCUACUUGCACUUUUAUGUGCUUUUGAACUGCUAGGUUGGCAGGGACCGAGCAACGGGAGCUCACCCCAUCGCGGGGAUUCGAACCGCCGACCUUCUGAUCAGCAAGCCCUAGGCUCUGUGGUUUAACCCACAGCGCCACCCGCGUCCCUUGCCCUGAGCACAUGCCUGUAUGGCAAUCCAGCACCACUCCCAGGCACCAGCAAGAUGGUGCAGAGUCAUUUUAAGAGCAGGAAGGUUUUAUGAGCGCAGCGUUUGUUGUUGGAAAAGCGGAAUACAAAUCAACAGCCCUAUUGUGAUGUGCUCUACAUGGGUCUGCUGUCAAAAAUGACUCGAAAACUUCAGUUGGUCCAAAAGGCAGCAACCAGAUUCCUUGUUGGGGUUCCAUUUAGACCUCGUAUAACCCCAGCACCAGUUCCCAGUUUGUUUCUAGGUCCAGUUCAAGGCAGUGGCAUAGCAUGGGGGCGGUGGCACAGGGCACAAAAUUCUUAGGGUCAAAAAAUUUCAGCACCUGGUGCUGCCUCCAUACAGCUGUGUGCUUCUGUCACUGGGCUCUGUUGAAAAUGGCUUCUCCGUGUGAAGCAGGAAGUGACCCCUACAGACAGCAAAACAACUUUUUUCCCCCCUCUGUGGCUGCAAUCUCCUGGGUGACACGGAUGUUGCUGGGCAGUUGAAUGCGCAUGUGUACUUCAUCUGUUUCCCUCUCUCCCACACCCUCCCCACCUUGCCCCGGAUGCUUGCUACCCAUGCUAUGCCACUGGUUCAGUGUGUUUAUGUUGGUGUUCAAAGCCCGAUAUGGCUCACGCCUCAAAUACCUUGAAAGACUGCCUUCUUCCCUCAGGCGCUGUGAUAGACAGAGGGGCCCCUCUUGGUCGUUCCUCCGCCCGCAGAGCCCUGGGGUGGUGGUGGGCUGCAAGAGGGCUGGCUCUCUGGUGGCCCCCAAAACUCCCUCCACACAGGCACAUGUCUCACGCCUUCAUUACAUGGCUUCUGGCAAAUGUUCAGGACGCCCCUUUUCACCCCGGCGUUUGACACUUACUAUUUUUGUGGUCGCAAGUUGUUUUAACUUUCUUUUUUUAAAACAUUGUGUUUUAAUGGGAUGGCUGGGGUAAAGAGCGGGUGAUAGCUAACUAGCUAAAUCCCUUCUCCUGCCCCUCUCCAAAGGCAGCCACCACUUGGAGGUCAUAGUCGGAGGGAACACCAUGAUGGCCCGUCUCCUGCGCAGCACCAUCGGGGCCCUGAACACGUCCUCGGAGAUGGUGAUGGAGACAAACAACCUGCGUAAGUUGGGGAGGAGUCCAGGCAAGGGUGCUGUGCAGAGGAUGGAGACUGUAAGAUUGGGGGUGGAGGGUAUUUUCUGUGCAGUCUUCCUGGAAGUGGGGAGGGAUAAGGCCCCACGGUCCAGGGGUUAGCCUCCAGAGCUGCUACCUGUGAAGCACUUGCAUAUGGGUUUAAAUAUCUAGCGGCAGGUGGGUCCUGAGAACAGGGCCAGAUUUAGGUUUGAUGCUGCCCUAAGCUACUGAAGGUAAUGGGGCCCUUUAUAUGUCCAGCUGUCCUGUGUCAACAACAAAUAGUGGCUGUUUUUUGUGUUGAAUAUAUGCUAUAUGGUAAUUUAUGGACCUAAUAGGUAUCGAAAGCCAUUUGCGCAUGUUGCCAUGCAAGCAGUCCAUGCAGAAUGUAGGCACCCUAUACAGUCAUACUUCAUGGCUAUUGCCCUCUGUCAAAGCUUGCCCCUCUGGCCCGUCUCUCUCUUUCUCUCUCUUCCGCAGACUGCUUGCCGGAAGCGCAUGGAAUGAGCAAGGAGCAGUACGUGAGCUGCGUCACCCCGCUGGGCGCCCUGAUCCUGCUGUGCUUUGCGCAGGUCUACGUCUUCCGCAUCCGCCGCGUCAUUGCCGCCUUCUUCUUCCCCAAGGUUGGGACGCCAGGCCCCAGAUUAAAUGCACACACACCCCCUGCCCAACACGAGAAAUGUUCUCCGUUGCACCAUGAGGGCGACCCGCAGUGCAGGAUUUAUGUAUAAGACAUGAGUUAUAGCUUAGGGCUCCACACUCUUGGGGGGCCCCAAAAAAAAAUUAAAGGGAAAAAACUGGAUGUACAUUUUCAAAUAUAAGAUAAAAAACAAACAAAAUAAAACCUACGGUACAUACAGCAACAGUGUUUUGUGUUGUGUAGGCUCCUAUGAUGUAAGUAACGGGCCCCGCCUGCUAGCCUGCUCCCUAAAAUAUCACUGGUUUGUUCAUUUCUAUAUACAGUGAUACCUUGGUUCUCAAACUUAAUCCGUUCUGUUCUGUUCCAAAUCCAAAGCUUUCCAAAAGUAAGGCGCACUUUUUCCAUAGAAAGUAAUGCAAAACGGAUUAAUCCGUUCUAGACUUUUAAAAACAACCCCUAAAACAGUGACAAUUUGUUGUUGACAAAGGACAGCUGAACAUAUAAAGGGCCCCAUUACCUUCAGUAGCUUAGGGCCUCAUCAAACCGAAAUCCAGCCCUGGCUACCAGGGUGGGUGAUGUCCAUUUGCGGCCAGAACGGUCGGAUGGCAUAAUAAUGCUUUCUCUCCAGCCUCACGUUCUCCCUGCCACCCUCUCUCUCUCUCUCUCUCUCUCUCUCUCUCUCUCAGAGGGAGAAGAAGCGCAUUCUCUUCCUCUACAACGAGAUGCUCCGGCAGAGGAUGGCUUUCAUCAUUGUGCAGCGGAAGCGCAUCAUCCUGCGCGUGCGGCAGCGCAAAAGACUGGUGAGUGGAAGAGCACAGGCAGCUUCGCUGAAUUGUAGAGGCGGGAGGGAGCCCCAGGGGUCAUCUAGUCCAGCCCCCUGCACUGCAGGCAUUGCAGCUGAAGAAUCCCAAACAGAUAGCCGUCCAACCUCUGCUUCAAAAUGUCCAAGGAAGGAGAGUCCUUCCCUGGAAGUCCGUUCCACCGUUGAACGGCUCUCGCUGUCAGAAAGUUCUUCCCGACGUUUCGUCGGAAUCUCCUUUCUUGCGGUUCGAAGCCAAUUGGUUUGGGUCUUCCCUUCCAGAGCAGCAGAAAACAAGCUUGCUCCAUCUUCUAUGUGACAACCCUUUAGAUAUGGCUCCCAUGUCACCCAUUGUGCUCUAUAAAGACUAGGACUAGCCGCCUGAGAAACAGUUUCUAACCAAAUGUGAUUUUGGUUUUAAACGCAGUCUAAGGUAGUCUUUAUGUGAGUACGGUAUAUUGUAUUCAGUUAUGGGGUAUCAGAGUUUUUAGGGGCUAACCAGCCUGGGAUAGCAGGCUUGUGGGUUUUUGAAUGUCUGAUGUAGAUUUUUUCAAUUUCGUUGUUCUGUAUGGGACAAUGACAAUAAAGAUUAUCGUACUCCAGGUUAAACAUACCCAGCUCCAGCCGCCGUUCCUCAUAUUAUCUCGUUUCUUCUUUAUUUCAAUGUGCUACUGAAUACAGUGGUACCUCUGGAUGUGAACGGGAUCCGUUCCGGAGCCCCAUUCGCAUCCUGAAGCGAAUGCAACCCACGUUUGCGCAUCUGCGCGUGCGCAGUUCACGAUUCGCCGCUUUUGCGCAUGCGCAUGACAUCAUUUUGAGUGUCUGCGCAUGCGUGAGUGGCGAAAUGCGGAAGUAACGCGCUCUGUUACUUCCAGGUUGCCGCAGAGCGCAACCCGAAAAUGCUCAACCCGAAGCUACUUCAACCCAAGGAAUGACUGUAAUAUGUUUUUGAUUGAAUAAAAGGAAGGAUUUUUCCCAAACAGGCUUGCUCCCAGUGUGGAUUUGCUUGUGUGCACCUGUUCUCUGCCCCCAGUGCAUCUAGCGCAUGAGUGUUUCGGCAGUUCUGUGCAAUCCAUUAAAUCUCUUCCCGAAGGCAACACCCUGCCCCCGUUUCCUGCCCACUUGAGCCCCCUACCUUUCCACCUCCCCUGCUGCACGGGGACCUCAGGGCAAGGCUUCCUGUUGGCUCAGCUGAUGGGCCUCCACCCAUUCCCUCCCACUGGGGACCACUGAGUAAACCAGCAGCCUAGCCGGGCGCUUUUAAGCACCUGAUGACUUAGCAGGCCAAGGGUCAGAUAGUUUCAUUCUAGGAGCUUGGCUGAAAAACAAGGCACAUUCAGGCUCCGUGACUAUACGAAAUGCUGGUUCAAUUGGACCCGGGCCAAUCUCUCUACCUGCAGGGGAAGGGAGGGGUGGCAUUAUUUUUUUUUAGAGCAUUUGCACCCCACUUUUCAGCCCUAGAACGGCUUACCUACAAGCAGUUGAAACAAGAUUGUCCCUGCCUGCAGGCCUACAAUCUAAAAACAAGACACACAAAGGAAAAGGCGCAGGGAGGGAAGAGGGGGAAAGGAAACUCAACAUGGAUUCUCCUGCUUCAGAUUGUGGGGGGCGGGGGGUGGGGAGAAUGCCAUUUUAAAUGGCUCUGGAAUCUGGAUCCUAAAAAGAGACUGUUGAAUGCCAACUUUUUGAAACGGGUUGUUCUAUUUUUAUUCUGGUGAAGGUUGUCAAUUUUGUUAUGUACCGGUAAUUUAAUGUUGAUGUCCCCAGCACCCUCUAGACUUGGAUAUAUUUCCAACCAGCAGUCUCCUUCCUUCCCCAGGCAUUCGUUGAAGGAUUAUAAGAAAUACACCCAAAAAAAGUCUGUGCUGUUCUGAAACUGGUGGCUAAAAUCAGGGCUGUUUUGAAAGGUUCAGUCGGCCAUCUUGAUUCAAAAUGGCGCCCAGUUGUAUCCAAACAGAGAUGAAGACUCACUCCUUUGAUCGCAGGAACUGCCGUAUGAAAUCCUUAGCAAGGAUAUUGUAAUAAUAAUAAUAAUAAUAAUAAUAAUAAUAAUAAUAAUAAUUUAUUAUUUAUACCCCGCCCAUCUGGCUGGGUUUCCCCAGCCACUCUGGGCGGCGUCCAACAAAGUAUUAAAAUACAGUAGUCUGUUAAACAUUAAAAGCUUCCCUUAAGAGGGCUGCCUUCAGAUGUCUUCUGAAUGUUAAGAUGUCUUCCGGAUGUUAAGAGGCAUCCGGAAACAUGUGGCUAACACCUUUCCCUUCAGUGGAAAUUCCUGCAUUGCAGCGGGUUGGACUAGAUGACCCUUGGGGUCCCUUCCAAUUCUGCAACUCUGAUUCCAUGAUAUAAUGUAGGCGGAUAGCUUCCUUUCUGGCUGGGGCUGAGCACCUCCCUCCCUUCUCUCCUCCCUCUGCAGGAGAAGCCCUUCCUGGACAGGCUGGGCCGCUGGCUCCCGUUCCUCCAGCGUUUUCUCCGCAAGUACUGCAUCCUCUGCGGCCUGCCCCAAUCCAGCAACUCCAAAUUGUGCCCGGACCCCGAGUGCGGGACCCUCUACUGCCGGAUGUGCUGGCAGGACAUGGGGCGGGUCUGCUUUGCCUGCAGCCCUGAGGAGCUCCUGUCCUCCGACAACAGCAGCGAGGACCAGACGGGCUACGCAGAUUGA